Molecule: messenger RNA, 1920 nt
Organism: Oryza brachyantha (malo sina)
Lineage: Eukaryota; Viridiplantae; Streptophyta; Magnoliopsida; Poales; Poaceae
Product: ribulose-1,5 bisphosphate carboxylase/oxygenase large subunit N-methyltransferase, chloroplastic
Exons: 13
Coding region: 54-1571 (505 amino acids)
Biological process (GO): peptidyl-lysine monomethylation
Cellular component (GO): chloroplast
Molecular function (GO): protein-lysine N-methyltransferase activity; [ribulose-bisphosphate carboxylase]-lysine N-methyltransferase activity; protein binding
Source: RefSeq, a predicted model, not a curated record
GCCGCCCGGCGCCCGCACGCAACCAACCACACGGCCACUUUCGCGGUUCAGCCAUGGCCACCGCCACCGCCACCGCCGCGGCGCUCCACCCGCAGUUCCGUCCGCUCCCCCGCGCGCCUCGCCGGCUCCGGCAGUAUCCACUCUUACCCUCGGAUGCUCUCGCCAGAGGCCGCUUCCGUGCACCGGCGGCGUCGGCGUCGGCGCCGGCGCCGGCGCAGCGCGAGGCCGCGGCCGGGGGUGUCCCGUGGGGAUGCGAGAUCGAGUCCCUGGAGAGCGCCGCGUCGCUGGAGCGGUGGCUCACUGCGUCGGGGCUCCCAGAGCAGCGCUUGGCGAUACAGCGGGUGGACGUCGGAGAGCGCGGCCUCGUCGCGCUGAAGAACAUCCGCAAGGGGGAGAAGCUGCUCUUCGUGCCUCCUCCCCUCGUCAUUUCCGCUGACUCCGAAUGGGGCUGCCCUGAGGUGGGGAAUGUGAUGAAGAGAAAUUCUGUGCCGGACUGGCCGCUUCUCGCCACAUACCUUAUAAGCGAAGCAAGUUUAGAGAGUUCCUCGAGGUGGAGCAACUAUAUAGCAGCGCUGCCGAGACAACCUUACUCGCUGCUGUACUGGACUAGGGCCGAGCUAGAUGCAUACUUGGUGGCUUCGCCGAUCAGGGAACGCGCAAUUCAGAGGAUUACUGAUGUGAUUGGAACAUAUAAUGAUCUCCGUGACAGAAUAUUUUCUAAGCAUUCAUAUUUGUUCCCUGAGGAGGUUUACAACUUAGAGACAUUUAGAUGGUCCUUCGGCAUCCUCUUCUCACGCCUGGUUCGUUUGCCAUCAAUGGAUGGAAAUGUUGCGCUAGUUCCUUGGGCAGAUAUGCUAAACCAUAGCCCUGAGGUGGAAACAUUCUUGGAUUAUGAUAAAUCCUCAGGAGGAAUAGUUUUCACUACUGAUCGUUCGUAUCAACCAGGUGAGCAGGUGUUUAUAUCCUAUGGCAAGAAAUCUAGUGGUGAACUGUUGCUUUCGUAUGGUUUUGUUCCAAAAGAGGGAACAAACCCAAAUGAUUCAGUUGAGUUGUUUGUGUCUCUUAAGAAGUCUGAUGAAUGCUACAAAGAGAAGUUGCAAGCACUAAAAAGAAAUGGUCUGUCGGAGUUUGAAAGUUUCCCCUUACGAGUUACAGGAUGGCCAGUUGAGCUGAUGGCUUAUGCCUUUCUUGUGGUCAGCCCUCCUGAGAUGAGCCAACGUUUUGAAGAGAUGGCUGUCGCUGCAUCAAAUAAAAGUCCAUCCAAACCUGGGCUUAAUUAUCCUGAAUUGGAGGAACAGGCUCUUCAGUUUAUCUUAGACUGCUGUGAGUCUAAUAUAGCAAAAUAUACAAAGUUCCUAGAGGAUGGCAGUGGGUCUCCGCGACUUUCAACCAAUUCAAAGCAAGCCAACCGGACAUUACUGCUAAAACAACUAGCAAAAGAUCUUUGCAUUAGUGAACGGAGAAUCAUGUAUCGUACACAAUAUAUAUUGCGGAGGAGACUAAGGGACAUGAGAGGUGGUGAACUUAGAGCUCUGUCAUUGUUCAAUGGGCUUAGAAAGCUCUUUAAAUAGACGGAUGAAUUUGGUUUUUGAUGUUAGUGGAAGAUCUAAAAAUGAUUUAUUUCUCUAGUAACCUGAUUCUUCCUUUCCGUCUUCUUUGUUGCUGAUGAAGCUCAGAUUGUUGCGACAAAUUAGAUAAGUCUCAGCUGACAAGCAACUGGAUGCUAGAAGAGGUUACAGCUCAAUAGACGAUACCUGUGAAUUGUGAUUUGAACAGUCCAUAUCUUGUUUUAAAUGUACCACCGUACUACCGUAGCAUCACCUAGCGUCGCCUUGCGGAUCGGUUCCACGCAGCGAUGUACCACUCCCAUAGUGUACCAUCUACAAUGCACUGAUUUCUGUUUCAGGAUUUUCCCUUGUA